AUGGUCCCGUUGCGAUACAUCCAGUACGAGCAUGAGCUGGAGUCGCAGUAUCUCCCCGCCAUCCGCUCCCUCAUCUCCAAGGACCUGAGUGAGCCUUACAGCAUCUACGUCUAUCGAUAUUUCCUCUGCCAAUGGGCUCAUCUCUGCUUCAUGGCCCUUGACCCGGCCGACUCGUCGCUCAUCGGCGUCAUUGUCUGCAAACUAGAGAUUCACUCAUCCCACUCUCCGCCCACGCGCCGCGGCUACAUCGCCAUGCUCGCCGUCGCCUCUCCCUUCCGCGGCCACGGCGUCGCCACUGACCUGGUCAAGAAGGCCAUCGAGGCCAUGGCCAAGCGCAACGCCGAUGAGAUUGUCCUGGAGACAGAAGAGACCAACCUCCCGGCCAUGCGGCUCUACCAGCGGCUUGGCUUCCUGCGAUCCAAGAAGCUGCAUCGGUACUAUCUCAACGGCAACAGUGCCUACCGGCUCGUUCUCCCGCUGAAAGCUCCGGACCCGGACGCCAGUCCCGAUUCUUUCGACGACCAAGCAAUCCUCUGA
Messenger RNA from Hirsutella rhossiliensis, 537 nucleotides. Its product is annotated as acetyltransferase (GNAT) family domain-containing protein. Gene Ontology annotation, cellular component: NatC complex. Gene Ontology annotation, biological process: N-terminal peptidyl-methionine acetylation. Gene Ontology annotation, molecular function: protein-N-terminal amino-acid acetyltransferase activity. NCBI's taxonomy places the organism in Eukaryota, Fungi, Ascomycota, Sordariomycetes, Hypocreales, Ophiocordycipitaceae. The record is from RefSeq and is a predicted model, not a curated record. Bases 1 to 537 code for a protein of 178 amino acids. The transcript is spliced from 2 exons.